AUGUCUCUUGUAGGUCCUGCCGUGGAUGUCGAGUCCAUGUCCUUGUCUGGUCGUGCCGAUUGUGUUGCCCCAGAGGUCAGCGCCAAGCUAGGCCCCUUUGCCUUGCAAGCGUCCGGUCCCAACCAACUUGCCUCUGUCGAGACUGAGUUUGGAGCAUCCGUGUACAGACCCAAAGACCAUUUUGGAUUUCUGCAUCCUAAUGUUGAACUGAGUGUCACGCAUUGUGCUCGUCCAAGCAGCCUUGCAUCCGAGUCCGUGGUUUCGCCAGGUCAGUCCAUGUCUCCUGUAGGUCCUGCCGUGGAUGUCGAGUCCCUGUCCUUGUCAGGUCGUGCCGUUAGUGUUGCCCCAGGGGUCAGCGCCAAGCCAGGCCCCAUUGCCUUGCAAGAUUCCGGUCCCAACCAACCUGCCCUUGUUGCGCCUGAGUUUGGAGAAUCCGUGUACAGACCCAAAGACCAUUUUGGAUUUCUGCAGCCUGAUGUACAGACAGCUUUCCUGCAUACUCCUCCGAUAGGCCAACAUAGCAAAGCAGAAUUUUUCAACAGCCUCUCAGAGGUUGACCCAGGCCAAGCCAGACGUGUCCAUGAAGCUCUGUUCAAAGCCAAUCAAACCUUGCCUGACUUCAAACACUCGAUCAUCAAACCUGAUGAACAGAUGUAUGUGCAUCAGCGAAAAUCCUCCGGAAUGCAGGCCACUCCGGAUGACAAGAAUGCCUGCCCAGAUCUCCCAAAACCCGGAAUCCAGGCAACUCCGGGAGAACAUAAUGCCUGGGAGAAUCACCAACAUGAAAGCACCUCAGUUCCCAUUGCGGCCAAGCUGCCCAUGCUACCACUUGAACGCCACAGUGAAAUUGGCUCCUCAGCUUUGCCUUCUGAUGUGAAUUGCCUAGUUCAACGAGAAGCGUCAGAGCUUCCCACGCAGACCAUGAACAAUCUUGCGGAAGAUGGAAAAGCCCAGGAUCCAUGGAUUUCCCGUGAUCCCUGGUCACAAGCUAUUGCAUCCGCCAAUCACAAGACCAGCAGAUCAUCAAAUUUGCCAUCAGACCCUUCACAACAGCAGAUGCAUCCGUAUCAGCAACAUGGAGGUGUGAAUCAAUUUGCUAGUCGCAAACGGGGAUCUCAUGCAGGUCACGGUGCAGGAUCCCUGUACAAAAUGUUUGUCAAGCAGGGCACAACUGUUGGUCAAGUGGCCAUCGCAGAGGGAAACCUUCUUGAGCUUCCUGAACCUGUCAGAACCUUGGAUGCAAUGGGCCUUCAUUUGCCAGUCUACCGAGAAGUGUUUGACAACCAAAUCAUCCUUUUCGAAGAUGGUACAAAACCUCAUUUGAUCCAAUACCCUUUCAUGGACAACAUGUCCCGCCAUGAUGCGCUCUGGAGUCAGCAAGGUUGGGUUGCUUGUGAUGAAAUGAAGUUUUAUCUGCAAAUGAUUGGGCAGCCUAAUUUAACCAACACGACUCCACCAGUGAUUGCGCCGCAAGAUGAGGACGGACCAAGACUGAUUGAAGAAUGGCUCACCAUUGGCAUGGACAAAAUUGGAGCAGGACAUACCAGUUUUUCGUUGCACACUGCCUGCCUUUUCAACCAGCAUUGGUUUCCGAUCUCUGCACUGUUUAACAACGACGAGAUUAAGGUGACCACCACGCUGACUGAUUUGCCCACUUUGAAGAACUGGAUUCAGGUCUCCCUCGGAUUUGAUGUCCUAUUCCAGUAUCGUGUGCCAAUUGAAAGUUUCCCUGCCGACUGCGGAUUUCAAACGAUUGCAGCCAUCAUGGCACAUGACCUAGCUGACAGCAGGGCUUAUCCCAUGAGCUCUGAAGACGCGAUCAAGUGGAGACAACAGUUUGCCAAUCACCUGGCCAACCAAGGUACAGCAGACCGUUUUGACUACCAAGUGCAGUAUGGUGGAGUUGCAGAGCCCCUUGUGACUGAACUAUCUGUGCUACUUCAAGCACACGGUGUCAAAGCUGACAGAGUAGGUGAACUGGCAACUCACCUCAUCCAAACUUUUGGCAAACAAUCCAUCCAGCAGACAUUGGGUUCUGCUCGACCAUGGGCUGACAUGAAAGCCAAAGCCUCAGCACAUCGUCCUCCCAUUAAGCUUGUGCUUACAGAGGAAUUGCAAAGCCAGAUUCAUGACAGACUUCAAACUGGAAAGCAGAUCGGUAACAAGAAGAACAAGCAAAACAAGCGUGCCAGCCAAACCACCUGGUCCGCACCACGAGCCUCAGAAGUGCAGAUCCCCAAUGGAAUCUUUCAGCAGAGUGACGGAAGCCCUUUGAAUCAGAUCACACUGCACCAAAUGCAGCUCAACCAGAAAGGUGUAGCAGUUGUGAACAUCGAAGAUGCUCUUCCGUUUCUCCACUUGCAAAAACCGAUCAGUGCUGAAGGAAUAGGCAUGUUAGUCCUUGACUUCCAAGACCAAGCCCUUCCUGCUUGCCAUCAGAUCAUCCGUUUUCCUGCGUCUUGUGCCGGAACGCAGGAACCCAUGAUUCUAACAGCAGCUCUUCUUCAGUUAGGCCAGCAACAAGUCACCCGACUUUUGCCUUCUGAUCCAACCGGGAUUGAACAGGUUGAAACAGCAGUUGUUAGAGCAGUCAUUUACAAAGACCAGUGCACAGUGAACUGGACCACCAUGGCUACCAAACCGGUCAAGAACAUGUUGGCCUUGGAGCAUUUUGACUGUCUCGGCAAGGAAGACAUUUUGGAUGUAUGGGAUAGACAACACCUAAGCAAAAUGUAUCAGAAGGUGAAACCUGAAGAGUCUGACCUGUUUUCGGUUGUCCUCCGUGUGAAAGCAUCCAGUCUGUCCAAGUUACUUGAGUCCAACAGCAAAGACGGGAUCUAUUUUGAGCCCAGACAGCAGAGUGGUCGAGCACCCUGUCCUGAACACAGAGUGAUUUGGUUGCCAAAGAAGUCCUUUCACGAUGUCCUAAUUGCUAAGCAGUCAACACACCAUGAAACGCACAUUGCCAGGAAUGGAGAUCGAUUUGGAUUACGGACAUCCAGCCAACAUGCAGCAGACGUGCACGCCUUGCACAGGCCUGAUGUAGCAUACCUUGAUGGGACCAACACGUCCACAUACAGGAUUGCACCACUGCCAUUUGGAAGCACAAAACAGUCGAUCCAGAAGGUCUUUGACACAUGGGAGUGGAAUGCACGACCAUCUCACUCCCAAGGACUCACUCCUGACAAGAAUGGUCUGGUGUGGAUUGCACACGCUUCCGAACCACCAAAUUUCUUCAUUUUCACCAUGCAGCAUGGAGAUGUUUUGAUUAGUGAAGUUCAGUCCAGCAAGCCAUCAGCCAAGCGAGUGGAAGGAGUACCAGUUGCUUCUGCCAGGACACUCCGACAUCUCAAUUCCAGUGCGAUGGUUGCAGCCAACGUGAGCCAUGAUAUCUCCAAACAAGAUCCACUGCAACUCAAUGACCCAUGGGCUGGAGCAGCCAAAGGCCAAAGUGCCCGAUCCACGAGCAUCACACCAAGUCAAAUGGCAUCAAUGGAAAACAACGUGGAGAAGAGGCUCAGAGCCACGUUCCAGCAACAGCUCACUGGAACCAAAACUGACGAUGCCCCAAUGGAUGCCCAAGUGGACACCAGAGUAACGCAACUCGAACAACAAGUGAGUUCGUUAACUGACAACCUCAACCAGCUUACAGGUUCCUUGUCCUCAUUCAAGCAGUAG
This is a messenger RNA of Cladocopium goreaui, 3678 nucleotides long. The record is from the annotation of a GenBank genome assembly. Lineage: Eukaryota; Dinophyceae; Suessiales; Symbiodiniaceae.